AUGGCUGGCUUCCAUCACCCCGGAGACCCUUACUUCCCUAACCAGGGAAAUAAUGAAUGGUUAGAUGAGGAGCCUGAGGAAGACGCCGAAGAUGAAUCUGACGGGGAACCGGAGGCAGGAGUCGAGGGCGAGCCUGCUGAACCAGAAGAAGAACAGGAGGAGGAAGAAGAUGACAACAACUAUGGUCUUUCUAGAAAUGGUUUUCCUUCUCUUUUUGAAGAUGAUCUUCCACAAGUUGAUCAAGGUGAAAUAAUCUUUCCUUCUUCAAAUGGUGGAACUGAAAAUCAUGCUUCUCCAACUCUUCCUCCACAACCUCCGGUGAUUCUCCCCGACCCUCGUUUUGUCAAAAUGAAAAGUUCAUGGUUACUCAAGCCCUUUUGGUGUGCAAACACCUAG
Messenger RNA from Lactuca sativa (garden lettuce), 396 nucleotides. The record is from RefSeq and is a predicted model, not a curated record. NCBI's taxonomy places the organism in Eukaryota, Viridiplantae, Streptophyta, Magnoliopsida, Asterales, Asteraceae.